ACGUCGAAGGCUUCAACACGCCGUGCCAGUCAUUUUCAACAACCUCAAAUCGCCUUCGCCGUCCCUCCUCGACAUUUCUCGCUGCUCCUCAAAGCAGCCAGCGCCCCGAACACGUUGUCCAUCACCACCUGAAGCCGCCCCAGGGGCAACCCCGACGUCAUCAUGUUGAACAUUUUCAGGAUCCUAGCGGAUCUCUCGCAUCUGGCGAGCAUUAUCAUCCUCCUCCACAAGAUGGUCCAGCUGAACAGCUGUUCCGGCAUCUCGUUCAAGUCUCAAGCCCUCUAUCUUCUGGUCUACGUCACCAGGUAUCUUGACCUCUUCACGACCAACACGGCCUACAAUCUCCUCUUCAAGCUCAUGUUCAUCGGCUCUCAAGGCUACAUUAUCUACCUCAUGACGACAGCCUACAAGCCGACCAACGACGCCAACCUCGAUACGUUCCGCGUCCAGUACCUCCUCGGCGGCGCUGCCAUCAUGGCCCUCCUCUUCCCCUACUACUACAGCUUCUUCGAGAUCCUCUGGGCCUUUUCCAUCUGGCUCGAGGCCGUCGCUAUUCUGCCCCAGCUCUUCAUGCUGCAGCGCACCGGCGAGGCCGAGACCAUCACCACCCACUACCUCUUCGCCCUUGGCAGCUACCGUGCCCUCUACAUUCCCAACUGGAUCUACCGCUACUUCACCGAGCCCCGGCACAAGGUCGACUGGAUCGCCAUCGUCGCCGGCAUCAUCCAGACCGUCCUCUAUAGCGACUUUUUCUGGAUCUACUACACAAAGGUCCUCAAGGGCAAGAAGUUCAAGCUGCCCGUGUAGUCUUUCGUUUC
This is a messenger RNA of Verticillium alfalfae VaMs.102, 818 nucleotides long. RefSeq names its product ER lumen protein retaining receptor. Gene Ontology annotation, molecular function: ER lumen protein retrieval receptor activity. The coding region runs from base 163 to 807 and encodes 214 amino acids. The transcript is spliced from 4 exons. Gene Ontology annotation, biological process: endoplasmic reticulum to Golgi vesicle-mediated transport; protein retention in ER lumen. The record is from RefSeq and is a predicted model, not a curated record. Gene Ontology annotation, cellular component: membrane; cis-Golgi network; endoplasmic reticulum. NCBI's taxonomy places the organism in Eukaryota, Fungi, Ascomycota, Sordariomycetes, Glomerellales, Plectosphaerellaceae.